Seriola dumerili (greater amberjack) is the source of this 6314-nucleotide messenger RNA. RefSeq names its product kinesin heavy chain-like (gene kif5aa). The record is from RefSeq and is a predicted model, not a curated record. Lineage: Eukaryota; Metazoa; Chordata; Actinopteri; Carangiformes; Carangidae. Bases 481 to 3606 code for a protein of 1041 amino acids. The transcript is spliced from 29 exons. Gene Ontology annotation, molecular function: microtubule binding; ATP binding; microtubule motor activity. Gene Ontology annotation, biological process: microtubule-based movement.
UCCAGCAGCAUCUCACCUUCAACCGGCCAGACGCACAUCCAGCGCCGCACCCGAAAAAGAAACGGAAAAACGCGAGACAGAGAGAGAGAGAGAGAGAGAGAGAGAGAGAGAGAGAGAGAAAGAAAGACUGCGUCUAAUAAAGCACAGAGGAAAACGAGCAACACCAGAGUCUCUUGUUUUAAUGAUGUAGGUAGAGCAUCGUUUUGCGCUUGACAUCUAAUUUAGCCUGCCCGCCUCACUGCGACACGGAAACGCCGACCAGCUGCGCAUAAAUAAAGCCCCCAUCAGUCAGUUAGGAUAAAACCGUCCAGCCUCCCGCCGACAUCAGAGUCCUCUCGACGAAGAAGGUCGAAGUCUGCGCGUCCCUCGUCCUUUACUUUGACGGUCAGAUCAGGCCCCUCUCAGUCCGUCCGCCUCCAGCCCAGGCAGCAUCUCCGACCAUCAGAAAGCAGCAUCCUUCCUCCUCACUGAAUCUGCGCAAUGGCCGAUGUCCCAGCGGAGUGCAACAUAAAAGUGCUGUGUCGCUUUCGCCCUCUCAAUCAGUCGGAGAUUUUACGCGGGGACCAGUUUCUCCCCAAAUUCCAAGGAGACGACACUGUCGCCGUCGGGGGGAGGUCCUAUGUCUUUGACCGAGUGUUUCCAACCAACACCACCCAGGAGCAGGUGUACAACACCUGCGCCAAGCAGAUUGUCAAGGAUGUGCUGUAUGGCUACAAUGGCACUAUCUUCGCAUAUGGACAAACCUCCUCCGGGAAGACUCACACCAUGGAGGGGAAGCUCCAUGACCCUCACCAGAUGGGUAUUAUUCCACGCAUUGCUGAGGACAUUUUCAACCACAUCUUUGCUAUGGAUGAAAACCUUGAAUUCCACAUAAAGGUUUCCUACUUUGAAAUCUAUAUGGACAAAAUCCGUGACCUGCUGGAUGUGACAAAGACCAACCUGUCUGUGCAUGAAGAUAAGAAUAGGGUGCCAUAUGUCAAGGGAUGCACUGAGCGUUUUGUCUCCAGCCCUGAUGAGGUUAUGGAUGUGAUUGACGAGGGCAAAGCGAACCGUCAUGUUGCUGUGACCAACAUGAACGAGCACAGCUCUCGCAGCCACAGCAUCUUCCUGAUCAACAUCAAGCAGGAGCACGUGGAGACGGAGCAGAAGCUGUGUGGAAAACUUUACCUGGUGGAUCUGGCUGGCAGCGAGAAGGUCAGUAAGACGGGAGCUGCAGGAGCCGUUCUGGACGAAGCGAAAAACAUCAACAAGUCUCUCUCUGCUCUGGGAAAUGUCAUCUCUGCCUUGGCUGAGGGCACGAAAACUCACGUGCCGUAUCGUGACAGCAAAAUGACCCGCAUCCUGCAGGACUCCCUCGGUGGGAACUGUCGCACCACCAUGUUCAUCUGCUGCUCUCCCUCCAGCUACAACGACGCCGAGACCAAGUCCACUCUCAUGUUUGGCCAACGUGCUAAGACCAUCAGGAACACUGCUUCCGUCAACCUGGAGCUGACAGCAGAGCAGUGGAAGAGGAAGUACGAGAAGGAGAAGGAGAAGAACAAGACCCUGAAGGACACCAUCCAGAAGCUGGAGGCCGAGCUCAACCGCUGGAGAAAUGGAGAGGAUGUCCCUGAGACGGAGCGGACUACAUCGGACAUGGUGACCCGGUUUGAGUCAGUGGAGGAGCGCCCCAUUUUGGACAAUGACACCUCCUCCAUUGUGGUCCGCAUUUCUGAGGAGGAGCGUCAGAAGUACGAGGAGGAGAUCCGCAAGCUGUACAAGCAGCUGGAUGACAAGGAUGACGAGAUCAACCUGCAGUGCCAGUUGGUGGAGAAACUGAAGCAGCAGAUGCUAGACCAGGAUGAGCUCCUGGCCUCGUCCCGUGGGGAUGGGGACAAGGUCCAGGCUGAACUGGGCAGGCUGCAGGUGGAGAGCGACUGCGCCAAGGCGGAGGUGAAGGAGGUGCUGCAGGCUCUGGAGGAGCUGGCCAUCAACUAUGACCAGAAGAGCCUGGAGGUGGAGGAGAAAGGCCUGCAGAACCAGCUGCUGGCCGACCAGCUGGCCCAGAAAAUGGCCAGCCUGAUGGAGCUGGAGGCGGAGCUGUCCCGUAUGCAGGAAGUGAGUGGUCAGCAGAGGAAACGUAUCGCUGACGUCCUCAAUGGUCUGAUGAGGGACCUCAGCGAGUUCAGCACCAUCGUGGGCAACGGGGAGAUCAAGCUGCCGGUGGAGAUCAGCGGUGCGAUCGAGGAGGAGUUCACUGUGGCUCGACUCUACAUCAGCAAGAUCAAGUCAGAGGUGAAGAGCAUGGUGAAGCGCUGCCGCCAGCUGGAGAACAUGCAGCUGGAGUGCCACCGCAAGAUGGAGGAGACUGGAAGGGAGCUCUCCUCCUGCCAGCUCCUCAUCUCUCAGCAUGAGGCUAAGAUCCGCUCUCUGACGGAGUACAUGCAGAGCGUGGAGCAGAAGAAGAGGCUGCUGGAGGAGAGCCACGACUCCCUGAGUGAAGAGCUCGCCAAGCUGCAGGACCAGGAUAACUCCCUGCUUGAGGAGAAGGAUGCAGAGAAGGGUGAGACUGAGGAUGGAAAUGUGAAGGCCGUUCGUCAGCAGGGAGAGUCUCACCGCGGCCUUCAUCACAAGCAACUGACCCGCCUGCGGGAUGAGAUCAAUGAGAAGCAGAGGAUCAUCGAUGAACUGACUGAUCGGAACUCCAAGUUGGAGCUGGAGCUGGCUCAGGUUCGUGCUGACUUUGAACGCCUGAAGAGUCAGGACAGCACCAAGAGCGAGCGCCUGGAGGAGCUCUCAUUCCUGCAUGAACGUCAUGAGCAGACUAAACAGGACUUGAAGGGUCUGGAGGAGACUGUCGCCCGCGAACUCCAGACCCUUCACAACCUGCGCAAGCUGUUCGUUCAAGACCUCACGUCGCGGGUUAAAAAAAGUUCCGAAAUGGAGCCUGAUGAUAGCGGGGGGUCUUGCACCCAGAAGCAGAAGAUUUCCUUUCUUGAGAAUAACCUGGACCAACUUACAAAGGUUCACAAACAGCUGGUUCGUGACAAUGCAGAUCUGCGUUGUGAGCUUCCAAAGCUGGAGAAACGUCUUCGGUCUACUGCUGAGAGAGUUAAGGCCCUGGAGACUGCACUGAGGGACGCCAAGGAGGGCGCUAUGAUGGACCGCCGCCGCUAUCAGCAGGAGGUCGACCGCAUCAAGGAUGCCAUGAGAGCAAAGAAUGGCCUGCGGCGCCCCCAUGCAGCACAGAUAGCCAAGCCAGUGAGACCAAAGCAGCUGCCAGUUUGCUCGCCAACGAACCCGUUCUACACUUACAUCCGUGCCACUGAACACGCCAACACCUACAGCAACGCCCUCUUCCAGGGCAACAUGACACAGCCGAGCACCGCCAGCGUCAACUGCAACCCCAACUCUGUCCAGAGCAACACAGUCUCCACAGCACUGGGCUACAGAGCAGGCAGAUAUAAUGGAGACAUACUGGAGUCCUACCCACUCAACAUUGACAACGGUAACAGCAUCAGUGAAACAAGAGACAUCAAUGACAACAGGAGUGAUGUUCACUGUGGCAGCGAGGUGGAUGAUUCAAACAGGCACUACAUCAUUCAGCAGGAGACAGCUGCAAGUUAAUGCCAUGAAGAUGACCAAACACUGUACCGAUCCAAGGACCCUCCCCUCCCAUCUGCAUGCAGCCUGUCUCCCCUCCACUGCAUCACUGAUGAAGAUGACGAUGAAGAUCUGUAGCCCUGUAGUCCUCUAACUAGAUGAAGCACCACCCCCCAACCACCACCACCCCCCACCCCCCCAAUAUGGUGACCGCUCUCAUCCUCAGGUUUGGGGUCCUGUCCCUUCCAGUUCAGCUAGUCAAGGAAAUACAUGAAAUCAGAUUUUUUUUUUAUUAUAGAAUUUGCACCACUAAUGACAACGUGUGAAAAGAUGUCACUGAUGCUGAUUGAGGUGUUUGAACUGGAGUGGGGCUGACUCCAUCCCUGGUUAUUUAGUACAUACAUGUUGUAAAUAAUAGUGCUGUAUACUCCAGUAGAGGUUUUCGACCAGCAACUGUUUGUGGGAAUGCACAGCUCCACCGUCCCCUACACACAUAUUCUUAAGGGCAUCAUGUGGAUGACAUACUUUAGGCAGACAUGACCUUUUUCUCUGUCGUAAAUAAGAGUAUAGUGUGUAACGCCAGCUUGUAACAGAAGACCCACACUCUGCAUGCAUGUCGCUUAGCGGGUUAGCUUUCAAAUCUUUGCAUGUGUCAUGAUUCCACUCAGGAGCUGGUAUGCUGUGAGUGAACCGUCUGAUCGACUUUGACAGAUGUCACAGAAAGACAGAGCUGGCUUCCCUUAAUCCUGAUCCUGGUCUUAGUGCUUUAGAUUUUAUAUAUUCAUCUAAGUUUGAGUCCAACACUGGGUUGCUGUGGCUCUAUCACAGGAAAAAUGACAAAAACCACGUCUGGGUCUAGUUUUUGUUUUCAGAGAAGAGGACAUCAGAUGCAGAAUGUGUGAGGGACACUCAGCCCAGACUGGGGCUGUGUAGAGGAAACCUUUUGUAAUUGCUUUGAUACUGUGAUGUUGCAGCUGUAUGACACCAUUGUAACUUCAGGUAAUGCUGCCCGUAUCCAUUUAAUGUGGCUCCCUCCCUGCAUUGCACCCACACCUUGAGUCUUCUUACCGAGCCUUAAUAAGAGAUGCUUUCUCGUGAUCAAACUAACACGCUGUCAUGUGCAUACAUUUGUAAUUACUACCUCUAGAGCUACUUAUUAUACAUUCAUCACAGUAUACUAAGAUAUCACCUUUUCAAAUGCUAAAUACAAGCCGCAUCUUAGAGUUUCUAGAGUAAGUUGCAACUUUAGUACAACAAUAGUUGUAAGUCUGGGUUCACCACAUCAGGGCAGGUCAGAUAGUGUCAGGUUCACUGUCAAACGAGAAAUAUACUAUAUUGAUAUUCAAAUGUUCCUUAAUUUUCAUAUACUUCACCUGCCUUUUCAAAAUUUGGAUUUUUAAACAGCCGUUUAAUAACAUCUCAGAACUUAAAGACUGGAUUCAGUGUUUUGUAAGGAGGUCCCUCAGGACUCCGAUAAUCUGGGAGUGUUGAAUGUAAACAAGCCCCAGCUGAGCAGCCACCAGUCUGGCAUGGACAUACAGUUUGACAGAAGGUUAGAGAUUGUUGUCGGGUCGUGAUGUAAUUCUUCUCUUAGAAAACCUGACCAGCCAAUCAGGAUAGAAGAAUGCAGCAUGACUGAGGUGGGUGAAGAAGAGACGGAUGUGUUUGACUGAGUCCUUGAGGUUAAAGGUCAGAUUAGAGCAGAGAAGUGUUAAAGAAAACACGCAGAACAACCUGGGUCAAAUGAAAAGGCAAGGUGAACAGUAUUUUCAAGCUAAAUGUGCCUAAACAUAAUAAAUGACUUAAAUAUGAAUUUGUUAGAGAUUUGGAUUUCCAUUUAUAGUUCGUAUUUAGACUAUGACCAGACAUUUAACUUCCAUUCAAAGUGUCUCUGAUUCGGUUGCUUUGAUUUUUAUUGCGCCCUGUUUCUAUUUGAGUAACAAAAUCUUUAAUUUUAUAUACUUUGUGGAAAGUUCAGUGGAUUACAUUAGAUUACUACUUUUGCCCAGGUAGGAACUCAGUAUGAUCCUCAGUCCUCAUUCAUGACAGCACCGCUCGGUCUCAUGUUCUUUCUGGCAUUAACAACAUCUCAGGGCCUCACAUUCACAUUCACAAUCACAGCGACCACAGGCCACCACCACCACCUUCCUCAUCAACUUCCAACUCUGUGAUCGCAGAUGAACAAUCAGGUCAGUGUGUGUUCUUCGAGGCUUAGCAGGGGAACGGGAUGAUGACUCCAAUAUUGCAAGAAUAACAUCAUUUUAUACAUACAUAACAUUUCCAGCCUAGCACAUGACAUCCAAAACAAAAUAAUCCCUCAGCCAUACCCUGGUCAGACCCCACUGUAUGUGUCCAAGCAGACCCUCUAUUUGACAUCAUGUUUUAAAUGUAAUAAAUCAUUUUAAAGGAGGGGGAACGUGUACUAUAUUGUCACCUGCUGUUCCACUGUCUGAUUUCAACAUAUCUAAAAUUUCUGUGCUAUAUAUUGUUAAUCUUGUAAGUAAAACAGUGUGCCAUGACAUAGUAAAAUGCAAAAGACAGGUACACGCUAACUUUGUUAAAGAAAUGUUUGUUUGAUUUUUUUCUGUAUGCCAGUACUGUAGCGUCAACAUGAUUAUGUGAAGAAUCACAGUGCAAAAUUUCUGUAUAUAUAGACUGUAGACUAUGCUGUAUUGUGUGUGAACCAUUGUGUUGUAGUAAAAAGUUCAAUAAACUAGAAAGGAGUUUGUUGA